AUGAACUACGCUUACCUCCUGUUGCUGGCGGUCACACUAGGCCUAGUCGGGCAAUGUUGGGCAAACGGUGGCAUCGAGAAUCAUCCUUGGUACGGUGUGCACGCUGUGACAUACCCGGACCAUUCGGGACCCUGUCCCUGUGACACGAAAGAUCGCGUUGGAAUACAUCCGUCCGUUGCGAGUGUCUGCGAAGCGAGUGAAUCGAGUGAAAGCAAAGAAGAUCCGGGAUCGGUAUCGGUGCCAGUGCACUACGGCAAAGCGGCACGCACGAAGGAGCUCGGAUGCAAGCUGGGCCUUCUACCCGUUUCCGUUUGCGUGUCACUCCCACCGAAUACCCCGCUGAAGCUGUCGAAGCACGUGGUCCAGCGCAUGGUGUACUCGCUGAUGAAGGAUUCAGAGCACAAGGGAUACGAAUCGCCGAAGAAGCCUUGCGGAAAGCCGAAGAAGCCAUGCAGCACCCCAAAGCACUCGCAUUCGGCCGAAGAGACGUACAAAAAGCCGUGCGAACACAAGCAACCGUGCAGUUGCUCCGUGGAGACUUACGAUCCUCCGAAGAAACAUUUCUCGUACGGUGCCUCGGCUGAGGUUCGUCAUGUGCCGAAGAACGCGCCUAAAUCCUACUCCUACCACGGUUCAGCUGAGGCCGUCUAUGGACACAAGAAGCCUUGUGAACAUAAGCAACCGUGCAGCUGUUCGGCAGAGUCUUACGAGCAGCCGAAAAAGUCCUACAGCUACCCAGCUACAUCGUCCGGUGAAUCGCACGUCGCAAAGUCCUACGCUCAUUCGAAGCCAUCCCACGGAUAUCCUGCCACGGCAUCGGCAGAGUACAACAAACCGUGCGAGCACAAGAAACCGUGCAGUUGUUCGGCCGAAUCUUACGAAAAACCCGGAUACGGAUAUACUAAGAAACCGGUCAGUGCUUCCGGUGAAACCGGAGGCUACCCCAAGCCCCUCAAGAGUGUCUACGGUGUGCAUGGUCAGUCUUCGGCGGAGUCGGCCGACUACGGGACCAAGAAGGAGGGUCAUGGGUUCACCUACAACGUGGCCUCCUCGGUGGAGAGCUACGGACCGCCGAAGCACGCCUAUAAGCCACCCCAGAAGGUACCCUACCAUCCCACCCAGAAACCAGAAGUUCCCUGCUACAAGAGCACCACCCCUGCACCUCAUCCCACAGGCUACAUCAAGGCGUGCCCCACUGCGCACCCGGUUCCUUGCACCGCGACCCACGCACCACCACCACCACCACCGUCCUACCAUCCGUACACCGAGUCUCCGCGUUAUCCAUCCCACCAGACUAGCCCGCCCUGCAAAUACGCGCACCCGGUCUACAACCACAAGGACAAUGCGCCAACCUACCCGACCACUUCGGUGCAACAAAAGUAUCACUACAACAACAACCAUGGGUACUAG
Molecule: messenger RNA, 1410 nt
Organism: Anopheles aquasalis
Lineage: Eukaryota; Metazoa; Arthropoda; Insecta; Diptera; Culicidae
Source: RefSeq, a predicted model, not a curated record